Messenger RNA from Cottoperca gobio, 3199 nucleotides. It is a transcript of the gene gfpt2, whose product is annotated as glutamine-fructose-6-phosphate transaminase 2. Bases 92 to 2143 code for a protein of 683 amino acids. Gene Ontology annotation, biological process: UDP-N-acetylglucosamine metabolic process; protein N-linked glycosylation; fructose 6-phosphate metabolic process. Gene Ontology annotation, molecular function: L-glutamine:D-fructose-6-phosphate transaminase (isomerizing) activity; carbohydrate derivative binding. NCBI's taxonomy places the organism in Eukaryota, Metazoa, Chordata, Actinopteri, Perciformes, Bovichtidae. The record is from RefSeq and is a predicted model, not a curated record. The transcript is spliced from 19 exons.
CACAGCAGAGACAGAAGCAUCACUCCAAUCGGAAAACUACAAGUCGUUUUCUCAUAGAAAGUUAUCCAACAACGAAGGCAACACUUGAGUCAUGUGUGGGAUCUUUGCCUACCUGAAUUACCAAGUGCCUCGCACCAGAAAGGAGAUAUAUGAGACGCUGGUGAAGGGACUGCAGAGACUGGAGUACAGAGGGUACGAUUCAGCAGGUAUUGCUGUGGAUGGCCCUAAGAAGACAGACACUGACAGCAACCAAAACACCAUCUACUUGUUUAAGAAGAAGGGAAAGGUCAAGGCUCUGGAUGAGGUGCUUUACAAAAAAGACUCACUGGACCUGGAUGAGGAGCUGGGCACACACUUUGGCCUCGCUCACACUCGCUGGGCCACACACGGAGAGCCGAGCGCUGUCAACAGCCACCCUCAUCGCUCUGACAAGGAAAACGAGUUCGUCGUCAUCCACAAUGGCAUCAUCACCAACUACAAAGAGCUGAAGGCAUACCUGAUCAACAAAGGAUAUGAGUUUGAGUCAGAGACGGACACAGAGGUGAUCCCGAAAUUGAUCAAAUAUGUUUACGACAACCGAGAGAAUGACAGCAUCACUUUCUCCACCCUGGUAGAGAGGGUUAUUCCGCAGCUGGAGGGGGCUUUCGCUUUGGUGUUUAAAAGCCGUCAUUUCCCUAGAGAGGCUGUUUCCACUAGAAGAGGAAGUCCACUGCUCAUUGGUGUGCGAAGCGAGCACGAGCUGUCGACUGAAGACAUCCCCAUCCAGUACAACAGUGCUCACUUGAAGGAGGAGGAGAAGAACAGCCACAAUCGUCCUGACUGCUCCAGCGCCAUCGACUCUGUGGGGGAUGGCAGGGCUGUGGAGUAUUACUUUGCCUCUGAUGCCAGUGCCAUCAUUGAGUACACCAACAAGGUGUUGUACCUGGAGGAUGAUGACAUGGCAGUGGUGACCGACGGGAAACUCUCCAUCCACAGGCUGAGACGGCAGGUUGGUGAGAAUCCAGUGAGGGCAAUCCAGACCCUGCAGAUGGAGCUUCAACAGAUCAUGAAAGGUAAUUUUGAUGCCUUCAUGCAGAAGGAGAUCUUUGAGCAGCCGGAGUCUGUCGUCAACACAAUGAGAGGACGGAUUUGUUUUGACACCAACACAGUGAUUCUUGGUGGGCUGAAGGACCACAUGAAAGAAAUCAAACGAUGCAGAAGGCUAAUUGUGAUUGGCUGCGGCACUAGCUUCCAUGCUGCAUUGGCUACCAGACAGAUCCUCGAGGAGCUGACGCAGCUGUCUGUCAUGGUGGAGCUGGCAAGCGACUUCCUGGACCGCAACACUCCCGUCUUUAGAGACGAUGUUUGCUUCUUCAUCAGCCAGUCAGGAGAGACAGCAGACACCUUGAUGUCACUACGCUACUGCAAGGGUCAAGGUGCUCUGACAGUUGGUGUAACCAACACUGUGGGCAGCUCCAUUUGUAGAGAAACAGACUGUGGAGUCCACAUCAAUGCUGGGCCUGAGAUAGGAGUAGCUAGCACCAAGGCCUACACCAGUCAGUUUGUGGCCCUCACCAUGUUCGGCCUGAUGAUAAGCGAGGACAGACUCUCCCUACAGCAGAGAAGACUGGAGAUUAUCAACGGCCUCAGGGUGCUACCUGAGCUGAUAAAGCAGGUGUUGGCCCUGGAUAAGAAGAUCAAGACCAUCGCUGAUGAACUGUAUGAGCAAAAGUCUCUUCUGGUCAUGGGCCGAGGUUACCACUAUGCCACCUGCCUAGAGGGGGCGCUGAAAAUCAAGGAGAUCACCUACAUGCACUCUGAGGGCAUCCUGGCUGGGGAGCUAAAGCACGGCCCUCUGGCACUUAUAGACAAAGAUAUGCCGGUCAUCAUGAUCAUCAUGAAAGACGCCUGCUACACCAAGUGCCAGAAUGCUCUGCAACAAGUCACUGCCCGAUCAGGUCGGCCCAUCAUCCUAUGUUGCCAGGACGACCAAGAUAUUUGUCAGAAUGCCUACCACACCAUCGAGUUGCCGCAAUCCGUGGACUGUCUGCAGGGCAUCCUCAGCGUCAUCCCCCUGCAGCUCUUGUCCUUCCACUUGGCCGUCCUGCGAGGAUAUGAUGUUGACUUUCCCAGAAACUUGGCCAAAUCUGUGACUGUGGAAUAAUUACAGUUUACAAAGCACAGGAGAGGGGAAAGGAGGCUCAUAUAUUUACAGUGCAAUUCCUUCAGCAUGUGCGUGUGUGUGUGUGUGUGUGUGUGCGUGUGUGCGUGUGUGUGUGUGUGUGUGUGUGUGUGAGAGAGAUUGUGGUGAAGUAGAGCACUUUGUAUGUGUGUAUCCAAAGAUGAAAGAGGGUGGUAUACGGUACAAUGAUUGGGGUUUUUUUAAAGGAAGAGAAAUGUGAAGUCCGACCAAUAAACUGCUGAGGAUGUACCAGUGCCAUUGAGGCCUCGCGGAACAAUCUAUGAAAACAACAUUCUCACAUCCAAAGGAACCAACAUGCUGUGCCUUUUUCUUAUCUCGAGAUGAGCCAAAAACACAUACUGCAAGCUUAGCAGAAAAGCAUUGAUAUGGUGUUUUGAAGUGUUUACAGUUGUGCAAUAUGGGGACCAAAUGUGCAUUAUGUAUGUACACAAUCAUGAGUGAGAUGAUUUAUUCUCUUUCUGUUUGAUGAAUUGCUUAUGUCAAUUGGUGGUGUCUUGAGAAAUGUAGGAAUGAAACAGCAGAAGCUACCAGAAGGAAGUUCCUCAAUCUGACUUUCACAUUAUUACUUGAUUAUUUUGUUAUGUUGCUGGUCAGUUUCUUUGUCAUUUCAUUUUAAUUUAAAAUAUAUUGUAUGAUAGUCUAUUCGUUUAACAGGAUUGAAGUUUCCAAAGUCAGUUCAUGGUAGAACAUGAACCUUUUUUUCCUGACUUUAUUAUUUUCAUCAUAGGUGGAGCAUUUCCAUAGACAUACAUGAAGAUUAUUUAAAGAACACUUAUGCAGCAAAGAAAUUAUAUACCAUGACUUCCAAAAAUGCUUUUGUUUUGUCAGCAGUUUUUAUGGGUUUAUAAUAAUAAUAAUAUUCUAUAUUUAUCUGAUUUUUAUUUUAUAGGGCUUUAAGAAAGGGUUUGAUUUAUAUCUUUAACUGUGAUUGUAUUUUAUACUGUAUGUUUUAUACAUGUAAGCAGGCACUAUCAAUCAAUCAAUCAAUCAAUAGAUAAAGCAUUCUAUUCAAAGUGU